Molecule: messenger RNA, 3555 nt
Organism: Neogale vison (American mink)
Lineage: Eukaryota; Metazoa; Chordata; Mammalia; Carnivora; Mustelidae
Product: spermatogenesis-associated protein 31A6-like
Exons: 5
Coding region: 1-3555 (1184 amino acids)
Source: RefSeq, a predicted model, not a curated record
AUGCAGCUCUUCUGCUCCCUGCGGGUGGAGGAGGACUCAGACCAGGAGCUUUCCUCCUGCAGGUUCCCCUACAGCACCUGUCACCUGAGAAGGGAUGUGGACCAUGGCUGCUGGAGAGAAUCUGUGCUCCUGGAAGGCUUCAUGGAUCUGGUGCCUGUGGAGCUGUCCCCACCUCUCACCUCUCAGCUCCAUAGCAGAACUCAUGUGGCCGUGACUUGCCCUGAGCCAGAAAGGGCCCUUGGCCAUGGGGGACAGGGUGGCCUGCAGGGCUGCCCAACUCUGGCCAAUUCUCAGGAGCGGGCCAAUUCUCCAAACCUGGAACAGUUUGGGCAGAACGCUCCUGAGAAUUGGCUGGAAAAUGCCCGGCAAACUCGCUUUGGUCACCGCACGUCUGCAGGGCCACCCCAUUGGCCUGGCUCGGGAUCCCGAGUCGUCGCAUCUGAACCCCGCCAGAAAGCCCUCCGGGAGUCUGGCACAGAACCGUGGCGCAAGAGUGCCUUUCAGAGAUACAUUCAUGCGGCCACUGAGGCCAGCCCCAUCCUUGGGCACCCCAGCCACCUGAAAAGUCGGGAGCAGACACCCGGUCACAACCCUUCCCUCAACUCUGCUCUGGGAAACUCCCCUAUGCCAGGGCCCUGGGGUGGGCUGCGCCAUCUUGGCGCAUUUUUCAGACAGCUGCGACAUGCCCCAAGUGAGAAAGGGCCCUUGGCCAUGGGGGCCAGAAGGGCCAGAGUGGCCAGGUCAGAAGGGGCGCCCAAUGUCCGCCUAUUCACAGGAAUAGGAAUAUUCAAGCCUGCUGAGUCCUGCCCUAAACUCAGCCCUUGGGCCAUUCAUGCCCCCCAAUUCCAACACGCACCUCUCACUCAGAUCCUGACCCAGGAUCAUCUCCAGUCCUCUCUUCCAAUCCUAUCAUCAUCUUCCUCACCUCAUAUUAGAGCUUGUCAAAUAUCUUGCCCUAUAGCCCAGGAUAAGUCACAAUUUCUCAUCCCAACUGAGAUUCAACACCCAGAAUGGCCUUUGUUGCAGGAGCAACUAGAAAGUGGGGCUUUAUCCUCUGUAAUCAAAGGAUCUCAAGAGGUCUUUAGUGUCUUCACUUCCAACCUUCCUGAAGACAGCUGGGUGGUCUCCAUCCUUCCUGAGAAUUUUCCAAUCAGUCCUGAGCUCCGUAAGCAACUGGAGCAACACCUACAAAAGUGGCUUGUUCAACACCGUUGGGAGUUGCCCCGUAAGAUCCAAGAGUCUCUGGAACUAAGACAAUAUCAGGGUGAAUUACCAGGGACAUGUCAGGCAAAGGGUAAGCAUGGACCCUCACGGCCCUCUGCAUUUGCAGGUAAAAGCAGCAAGGAUACACAGAAAGUGGGUUUCCAACUAAGCCAGGGCAUGGGCAAGGGCCUGGGGUAUAUUUUGGGGAAGGUCCCAAAAGAUAUUUCUAGGGCCUCAGAGAACUCGCUAAUAAGGUUUCAGGGAGUGGGCUCUGAGGAGUCAGAAAGUGACUUGGGGCUGUCACAGAGUGACUCAGGAAGUGAUUUACUAAGAAACUUAGAUAAGAAUCUAGAAAACCUCUUGACACACAAUUUGAGCAGGAAGUUGGGGCAGAUCAGUGAACGUAUGCCUAUGAGUGUGCGCCAAACCGGUCUGGCUGUCAACCACGCUUUUCCCAAGUCCAACACUGACAUGGAAAUCAGAAAUCUAGGAAUCUUGAAGGGUUGGAGACCAUAUGUGAACACCUCUCACAGGGUUUCCUUCCUCCAUCCAGAUAUUCAAGGAGUGCUGGAAGCACAUAUUAUAAGGUUUUGGGUGAGGCACAGGUGGAGUCUACCCCUCAAGGUCCUCAAACCCAUAAAUCUCUUUAAGUUGAAAAAGGUUCAACCCUUACCCAUUCUACAGUUUGCUUCUGCCCCAGAAGCCACCUGUGUGUCUGGGGCCCCCUCAAUGGUCAAGUUUGCUGAAUUCCUGGGAAAACCUUCUCAGUCAUGUCUGGGAAAGAAGGCAAUAAUAGAAGAAUCAGUUUCUACCCUGGAAAGGCCUUUCCUUGCUCCUUCACCUAUGUAUGGGGAAAUCCAGAGGGCGCUGGGAAGGGCCCCAUCUGGUGACAACAAGGGCUCCUUAAAAACCUUUCUGAUUGGACAGGAGGACAGGCCACCUUCUCAGUCCCUCACACUCAACUUCAUGGGCAAGACUCAGCAGAGCAGUUCUGAGGAAUGCAUUGAGAGGAACAGCCUAGAGUUGAGUCCCAGUUCAACAAUGGCCAGGAAUGAGCCAAGAGAGGAGAUUAUGGAUUGGGCCUCACAAGACCCCUGCCAUAGGGUAGCAAUGCUGGAGAUGAGCUUAGGAUCGCAAUGUUUUAGUGCUGAAAAGGACAGGGAGGCAGUGGAACCAAUGUGCUUGGGAAACAAUGGGUUCACAAAAUCCCAAACCAUAAAUGUGCAUAUGGGGAAUUUAGAUACCAGUAAAAAACUUUCUAGAAUGUCUGUUUUCCAAGAUCCUGGAGAGACAUGCCUUAAUGAAGAGAUUAGUGAAUUUAAGUCCAAAAUGAAUACAAAGUCAGAGAACCAGCUUCAAGACUAUUCUACAAACAUGCUUCUUGAUGCAGACAACUUGGCUUCUCAGGUGCCACAGUGUCAUCCCCAGAGAGUAUCUACUGGAGACCCGGUACCUUCCCAGAUGCUAUAUGGCUUCAUAACAGACCAAAGGAGCUGCCUAAGGCAGCAAGAGCCCAUGAUCCCUAAACUUCAGGACUCAUGGAAGAGCCAGAGCAAGAUGACUGUCCCUACUAAUAAAAGAGAGGACUAUAGGAGGCUCAAUUCAGGAAAUGAAGAACAAUUUGAGGAAUUGAGGACCUCUCAAGGCGAGUGUAUGUGUCAUCCUGCCCCAGUCAGGGGAAUAACAGAUUCUGUUAGGAGCAGAUACAUCCAGGUUCCACCAGAGAAGAAACAGGGUCCUCCUGAAAGCCUCUUCAGAAAAAGGGUGAGGCGCUUUUUUCAAUGGAUUUUCCCCAGUGAGAAAGUCAAAGGUCAGAAUGCUCUGCAAAAAUGUAAUCCGAUAAUAGCCCCUGCCCAGAGCCAAGGACCAGUCAAAAGCAGAUCAAUUAUGGCCAGUGAGACUCCUGAGGCUCAAGCACUCAUGACAACUGUUGGACAGAUUCUAGAGGAGAAAAUGGUAAUUCAUCAUGGACUUCAUGCCACAAAGUUAAACGAACACAAACAGGAACUCCAAGCCCCAGUAUGUGGAUAUGUCUGCUACCACAGACUUCCCUUCUACCCAGAGCAACGGAGAAUAAUGAGUUAUACAGCUCAUGGUCACCAAGCUACCUCCAAGGACCCAAGUAGCUCUAUCAGGGAAAGGCAGGCCAGACACCAACAGUCCUUGAAAAGUGUAAGAUUCAAGGAUGAGCAGCUGGGCCUGAAGCACUUCCCAUCCCCGCCUCCCAAGAAGACUUUGUCUCCAGUCAGUCCCUGCCAGUAUGGGCCAAGGAUGCCAGGUGUGCCAGGCCACCAUCAACACUGCCCACGGCACUGUCUUCUUCAGGGGGGGAUCUUGUCUAGUCAACCAUAA